This is a messenger RNA of Diabrotica balteata, 1493 nucleotides long. NCBI's taxonomy places the organism in Eukaryota, Metazoa, Arthropoda, Insecta, Coleoptera, Chrysomelidae. The record is from the annotation of a GenBank genome assembly.
GAUUUUUUUAAUUUCUAUUUUGAUGUUUUUGACAAGAGUCAAUUUGUUGAUAAAAUUAAAACAGCAUGAUGGACAGUGCUACAGAGGAAAUAUACUUUCAACGUCUACAAGAAUAUGUUCAGGAUGAUGAUAAAUCCGUUACAUUACCAGCACUAGCUAGAGAUCUGAAAGUAUCAAUUCAAGACGCAAAAUAUCUACUAGCUAAAUAUGUAAAGGAUCAGAGAAAAUUGAACCCGAAACAGCUGGCUGUUACUUAUGUUUUAACAGGUGUUUUACAUGGCAAAGGAAAUGCAGUUAUUAUUGUUAAAGAAACUGAUUUAGACGAAAAAAGAUCUCUGUUUGAUAAGGUUGAAAGCGAAACUUUGUUUAGUGUACAGAAAUGUAAAGAAAUUGAUUUAAAUAGCUUAUCAUUGGUGUAUGAUGUAACUAAAGCUGCUGAAUCACCACUAUUAGGUUCUAUUGUAAGUAAACAUUGUAUAAAGAGAACACUAAAGGUAAAGAAGCUCCCACCCCCUCCACCAAGUACAAUUAAAGGAAAGUCUUCCUUUUUCCUACCUAAAACAUCUUCAAAUACUUCUCUGAAAUCGGAAGAAUCAUCUUCAUCCAAGGAUGAACCAAAGCAAAAACAGAAUAAUAAAGAAAAAGAAGCAGACAAAAAAUCCACUACAAAUACUAAACCCAAGGGAGGACUUUCUGCAUUCUUUUCAAAAACUUCAUCCAGUUCAAGUAUAAAGAGUGAAAAUGGAAUCAAAAAGGAAUAUUCAACAAUCAGUAGCAGUCAACCUAGUGAAUUAGAAGAAUUAAUGGAAGUUGACUUUCAAGAAAGUAGUGAAGAAUUUAAAUUAGAUAGUAAAAAAAUUAAAAAUGAGUCCAAUGUUGACAUAAAGAAAGGGCAACAGGAAGUUGUCAAAGAUGAGGGAAAAAAUAAUAUAAAGAAAUCAGAUGUGAAGAAUAAAAAAAAUAAAAAUAAGAGGGAGCGAGAAAAAAGUCAAGAAAAAUCUGUUAAGAAAAGGAAAAGGAUUGUUGAAAGAAUGGAUUCUGAGAGUGAUGAUAUGUUUGAGAAUGAUGAAGAAGAUAUUGUAGAAAAGUCUGAUGAAGAACCUGAACGUGCUCCAUCACCAGUAGCAAAGAAACCUUUAGCUCCCAAAAACAAAAUAAGAAAAGCAGUUGAUAAGACCUAUAUGGAUGAAGAGGGAUAUAUUGUAACAAAAACUGAAUAUGUUUAUGAAUCGGCCCCAGAAGAUGAGGAACCGGCUAAGACAGUUAAAAAUGAGCCGUUAGAAAAGCCUAAAGUGGAAAAGAAAAAUAGUGCGUCUUCGGAAAAUGAAGUAUCCCCUCCGAAAGGCGGAAAGGGUAAAAAGGGCAAGAAAAAUAAUAUGCAAAACCAACCUACUCUAAUGAACUUUUUUAAGAAGAAAUAAUGAGUUGUUAAAAAAUAUUAAGUAUUUUUAAACUGUAUUUUACUUUAAAUUUUAUAAAUAAUACAAGAAAUC